UGAAAGAAGAACCUGUGGCCGCCGCCCUGGUACGAAUCAGCGACCCAGACUCAGCGAACAGAACAUGGCGACAACUCACCUGCAGAUAUCCUCCAGCAGAUCCGACGGUCUCGAUGCCCUCAACUCCGGCCUGCGAUGUGAUACGAUGAGCCGUGGAACGCGCAGCCCAAGACUAGAUGGGCACGCACCCCAAUGGUCACUGCACUGUAAGUGACUCCAGAGCUUCCG
This is a messenger RNA of Mycena citricolor, 228 nucleotides long. The record is from the annotation of a GenBank genome assembly. Lineage: Eukaryota; Fungi; Basidiomycota; Agaricomycetes; Agaricales; Mycenaceae.